ACAUCGCGUCUUGACGUGACCGACACUUUCACGAUAAUGUUUGCUUCGAUGUCGACGCGACCCGUCUUAUGAGGAUUACGAGAGAUGGGAAGGAUUUACAGCUGAAAGGAAUAUUUAUUUCCCGUUAUCGAGACCGACUUCAAAGAGUGAUAAGUCAUGGCUACAGCUUCUCCAGCAAUUAUUUCUCCCUCCCAAGGGACCCUCUCUGGAGGACCUUCGUUUCGAGAAGCUCUUCCUUACCGCAGGAUUUCAGCUUCAAACUUGAGGACUGAAUCUCCUGCGGUUUUUGCUUCAACGGAGACCAAGCCAUCUGGACAUGCCAGGAUGUCGCAUCGGUUCUCUAUGGACGAAAGCUCAGACGACGAGAUUCCACAGCCGAUGAAGUUCAGUGCAUUGACAAAGGCCCUUCUCAAUGAGGGAGGAUCUGAAGUGGACAUAUCGUCACCAUCAGCCAUGGAGGGCUCUGAUGCAAAACCUUCGCCCUACCAUCAGCUACAAUCGAGACCUCGCAGUCCGUCCCCGAAAUACGCGUCCUGGAGUCAGCAUCGGGGAAGCCCGCCCCCGAGAGUAGUCAGGCUCAGCGCCGGCUCAGCAGGAUCUGCCACCGUUCGCCAUAGGACGUCUACAUCGCCCAGUCCCUUAGCAUCGGCCUCUUCAUUUGGUGGAACAUCACAGGAAAUGGUAACCCCUGCGGCUCGACUUCGAACCGUGAGAAUAUCACCAAACGUGGGGCGCUCUGGAAGCUCCCCAAAACAGCCUGCAACAGAAGUUGAAUCAGCAGACAAUCCUCCUCCUGAAGAUGCAGAGGAUGCCUCGAAUAUCCCAUCAACUACUUCCAAACCGCAUAGUGCUGGCUCCCAGACGAGCGUCUUGCGUCAUGCCUCGAGUUCUUUCGGAAGGCAGCGACAAGGAGAAGAGCCUGGAAUUCAAAGUUCAAUAAGAGUUAAAAGGGUCGGCAAGGUGGCUGGAUCAUAUCUGAGUGGGCCCGCCCGAAGAGGUGGCCGGAGAAGACAGAGUGAAGAAGAGCAGAUUCGAAGCCAGGAGGAACAUGACGCUCUGGAGGAAGCCCAUGCUGGGGAAUCAAAUCUUGAUAGCGGUGAAAAUGCUCCAGAAGUCCCUUUCGAAACCGUACAGGGAGAACCUCUCAACCGUUCCGGGACUCCUGAAAUGGAAAGAAAUGGUAUACGCCACGGAAAAUUUAGCCAAGUCAAAUUCACGACCGGCAGUCCUUACAGUGAAGCAGUUGAUGAACGACCGCUCAUCUUGGAGAGCCAAGGACAGCCUGAAUUAAGGCAACCAUCUGUGCCUUCUGCCUUGUCUUCGAGUCGCGCAGAGGAAGUUCCGAAAAUGCCGAUAGUUGCACCUUCAAUCCCGUCGAGACAGGACCAAGAAAAUGAACCACCACCAACCUUCAAACGUAACAGACCUCAGACUUUCCAAUUACUUGAUGGUAUUGAGAAAGUACAGCCAAAGCAGGAUGAUUUGGCUGAGCGAGCUGCACCGAUUUCGGUCGAGCGCAAAGCGCUUGCGCCUCGAAAUCAGAAUACCCCUCAUCGGCCGGCGCCACCGCCUCCCCCAAAAAUGUCCGUCUUGGAAACUGCAACUGCCACGGCAGGUGCUGCCACUACAACCACUUCUAGGAAAAGAAAGAAUCAUGUUUCUGUAAAUGGCAAGGUUUUCACGAGGUUGGACUGCAUCGGGCGUGGUGGAAGCUCAAGGGUUUACCGUGUUAUGGCUGAAAACUAUAAGAUUUUUGCACUGAAAAGGGUAUCUCUCGAGGACGCGGAUGAAACUGCCGUGUUAGGAUACAAAGGCGAAAUUGAUCUGCUCAGAAAACUCCAGAACGUCGAGAGAGUGGUUCGCCUGUACGACUAUGAGAUAAAUGAAGAGAAACAGACACUGAGUGUGCUUAUGGAGAUGGGAGAAUCCGAUUUGGAUAGAAUACUAAACCGCCGUUUGAACUGUGACGACGCGAAAUUUGAUAUCAGCUUCACCAGACAUUACUGGAAGGAGAUGCUAGAGUGUGUCCAAGCGGUUCACGAUUACGAUAUCGUCCACUCUGAUCUUAAACCAGCCAAUUUUUUGAUGGUACAAGGCCGACUAAAAAUCAUCGAUUUCGGCAUAGCCAAUGCAAUCCAAGACAACACCGUCAACGUCCACCGAGAACAACAAGUGGGCACCCCUAACUACAUGGCACCAGAGGCCAUUGUCGACUCAAAUGCGAAGAAUGGAUUACCGGCAUCUAUGGGGAGGAUGAUGAAAUUGGGAAAGCCCAGCGAUGUCUGGAGUCUUGGAUGCAUCCUCUACAAGAUGGUGUACGGACGCCCGCCUUUCGCGCACAUCCGAAACCAAAUACAGCAGAUUAUGGCAAUUCCUAACCCCAAUGUUGAAAUCGAAUUUCCAUCAUCUGGUGUCGGGGGAGAAAGUGUCCCUUCCGGCUUGAUUAAGACCUUGAAACGAUGCUUGAACCGAGAUCAGACCCAGCGACCAACCAUACCACAACUACUCAGCGAACGGGAUCCAUUUUUGCAUCCUGACCUUGAACUAGACGCCACCAUUCCUGUGAGCCAGGAGCUUCUUGGACGGAUCCUUUCCAACGUUGUGCAUCACUGCGAAAAGUUUGGCGUUCCAGACGAAGCAGAGCUGGCGACUUGGCCUGCUGGUUUCUUUUCCAGAAUCCAGCGAGCUCUAAAAGAAGAAUAAUACCACUAUUCUUUGGCACAACUUGAAUUCUUAUUACAUCACUUUUUAAUGAUGGCGUUACAAACCAUGCAAGAUAAUAUAUCCUUUUUUUGCGAUUCUGAGCGCAUCUCACACUGUUCAUUCAUCUGUUCUUGUUUGUUUAGUUAGCAUAGCGGCAGCGGCAUUGGUAUGGUAUCUCUGAGAGGCGUUGGCACUGUAUUUCAUUGUAGAAAGCUGAAUUUUCUUGUCAUUGAAGUUUUACUUCAUCGAUAACGCUCCAUGUUAGAAAGUGUUCUAAAAUAUGAAUCUCUCUGCA
Messenger RNA from Xylona heveae TC161, 2998 nucleotides. RefSeq names its product kinase-like protein. Gene Ontology annotation, biological process: meiotic spindle assembly checkpoint signaling; mitotic spindle assembly checkpoint signaling; chromosome segregation. Lineage: Eukaryota; Fungi; Ascomycota; Xylonomycetes; Xylonales; Xylonaceae. Gene Ontology annotation, molecular function: protein serine/threonine kinase activity; ATP binding; protein serine/threonine/tyrosine kinase activity. The transcript is spliced from 2 exons. The record is from RefSeq and is a predicted model, not a curated record. Gene Ontology annotation, cellular component: spindle; nucleus; kinetochore. Bases 157 to 2703 code for a protein of 848 amino acids.